Molecule: messenger RNA, 3960 nt
Organism: Gymnodraco acuticeps
Lineage: Eukaryota; Metazoa; Chordata; Actinopteri; Perciformes; Bathydraconidae
Gene: syt9b
Product: synaptotagmin IXb
Exons: 8
Coding region: 1-1584 (527 amino acids)
Biological process (GO): cellular response to calcium ion; regulation of dopamine secretion; calcium-ion regulated exocytosis
Cellular component (GO): membrane; dense core granule
Molecular function (GO): phosphatidylserine binding; SNARE binding; calcium-dependent phospholipid binding
Source: RefSeq, a predicted model, not a curated record
AUGCCUGCAGAAAGAGAGGAUGAGAUUUGUCGAAAGGCGCUGGAACUGCUGUCCGACCUGUGCUCCAAGGGAGAGGUGCAGGACGAUCACUGCCUGGACUUCAUUUACUACUUCAGGGACCUGGCCAGACCGAGAUACACGGACUCAGAUGUAUCGGUGAGCCUGUUGUCCCUGCUGGUGACCACCUGUGGUCUGGCUCUCUUCAGCGUCUCCCUCUUUGUCUCAUGGAAGAUAUGCUGGGUACCACUGAGCGGCCGCUUCCUCCCAGAUGUCCUCAAGGGGGCCCACUUCCUUGGGGGAGACCAACAGCCUGUCCUCACAGAGGUGGACGGGGACGAAAGGGAGUACAGCGAAGAUGGCUGUAUGAAGGAGUCUUUGGGGCCCCCCUCCAGUGUGGUUGUCCCGGAGUCUGGCCUGAAAAUAAGCCACACGUCGCCUGACAUACCAUUGGAGACUCAGGCCAAGCUGGAGAAAAACCAGGUCCACACUCUGGCCAGGGACCGGGUGCAGAGACAGAUUACUGAGCCUACUUCAUCUGUACGGCACAACUCCAUCCGUCGUCAGAUGAAUUUGUCCAAUCCGGACUUUAACCCUGCUCAGUUCCAGCGCCAAGAGUCACUGUCUGGUUUGGGCCGAAUCAAACCAGAACUCUACAAGCAGCGGUCGGUGGACGCAGAAGAUGGUCGUCCCACUGACAGCUGCGGGCGUCUUCUGUUCGUCCUGAAGUUUGACUUUGACCUGGAGCAGCUGAUUGUGAAGAUCCACAAGGCCCAUGAUCUUCCUGCUAAAGACUUCUCAGGGACAUCUGACCCUUAUGUCAAGAUCUACCUGCUGCCUGACCGCAAAACCAAGCACCAGACUAAGGUGCACCGCAAGACACUCAACCCAGUGUUCGAUGAGGUGUUUCUCUUUCCGGUGGCGUACGCCGAGCUGUCGAGUCGUAAGUUGCACUUCAGCGUCUACGACUUUGACAGGUUCUCUCGCCAUGACUUGAUUGGCCAAGUGGUGGUGGACAACUUCCUGGAUCUUGCUGACUUUCCAAGGGAGACAAAACUGUGCCGGGACAUACAAUAUGUAACCUCGGACAAUGUGGACCUAGGAGAACUGAUGUUCUCAUUGUGCUAUCUCCCCACGGCGGGCAGGCUCACUAUCACCAUGAUCAAAGCCAGAAAUCUCAAAGCCAUGGACAUCACUGGAGCUUCAGAUCCAUAUGUGAAAGUCUCCUUGAUGUGUGAAGGCCGGAGGCUAAAGAAGAGGAAGACGUCAACCAAGCGCAACACUCUGAACCCGGUGUAUAAUGAAGCCAUUGUGUUUGAUGUUCCUCCUGAGAACAUCGACCAGAUCAGCCUGCUCAUAGCUGUCAUGGACUAUGAUCGGGUUGGACACAAUGAAGUGAUCGGAGUAUGCAGGGUGGGCAAUGAGGCAGAGAGCCUGGGGCGAGACCACUGGAGUGAGAUGCUGUCAUACCCACGGAAACCCAUUGCACACUGGCACCCACUCAUAGAGUGGGUCGGAACGGUAGUGACGGGGAGUGGAAGCCAAAGAGGAUCCACCAAUUCCCUGAAGACACCACCAUCACCAUGACCACACGCACACACACACACACACACACACACACACACACACACACACACACACACACACACACACACACACACACACCACACACACACACACACACACACACACACACACACACACACACACACACACACACACACACACACACACACACACCACACACACAGGGCCUCAAGUUGGUAGAACUAUAGGGAUGGACUUGAAGAUAGUCCAAUUGAAAUGUGGAAACAUACAGUACAACGUUUGACUAACUAACAUCUACAGUAGGAACGUCAUUUCUACUCACACUGCUGUGUCAAUAGAUUAAACAAGGCUAAAGUGUGCUAGGACUGCUGCGAAAGCUAACCAACGCUACUUAGUUCCUUUUGUAUUUUCACAACCAAAAAUCACUUAACUACAUUCCAACUGUACUACUACUGUACUUUCAUUUGUUACUUUAAGUUGUGACUCACAAUUUAAACAUGUUGAGAUUAUCUAACAGGUCCAGCGUUAUUAUUAUUUUGAAUAAACUGCAGUAAAUGGACCAAAAUCUUUAAUUUAUAUGCCAAUGUGUGAGAUUUAACUUGUGCUUUGUGUGAUCAUAGAUGCAGUAAGAGUUAGACAUAAUUAGAAAUGACUAAGAGUGCACUUUCUGUUAAGAUCGACACAUGUUCAGCUCUUGUGAACAAUAGUUUGGCCAACAUUCAAACUUAUCAUGCAUUGCCUAAACUCAAGAAAUGAACAAUGAAGAUUCUUAGUAUAAGACUUAGUUUUACCUCUAUGGGCGACUUUCUCACAGAACACUUCCUUCAAAGAUAAAUUGAAGAGGAUUUUCACCAAGAACGGGAAAUGUAGCUUACAGAGGGAACAUAACAUGUGUUAUUAACUGCAUGUUAAAUUGUCAUUAUUUGUUAACAGGGUGUGGUCAAAAUAAAGGACAAGGUUUUGGUGGUGGCAGUAAUAGGGGCAUGUUCUGGAAGUGCUCAUGAUUCUCGCUGUAUGAUAAUGCAAGAGGAUAUUACUGUGGAAAAAACCAACAAAACAAAGACAAUGUAAAUGCUUGUAGGCACAAGCAGAAAAACAUCACACUAUCAAACGCCACCAAGCCCUCAUGUCCAUCGUACAAUAAAUGAUUUCCCUAAAGACAGACGCUGGCAGCCUGAGCAUACAUCGGUUCAUAAAUAAUGAACAACCAUUUUCUCUGUAAAGCCUCCUGGAUGAUCCAACUCAGACAAUUAAACAACCCUAAACCUAACCCUAACCCAACAACUUUUCUUAAAUAACCAAACUCAGAAUAAAACAUCAACAUCAAGCCUCAACUAAUUGUAAUUAACAACAUUACUUUUCUAGGGUUACAAUGUAGAUGUAUACAUUUGUUACUUCCAAACCUGUAUAAUUGUAUAUUUGGACUUAUUAUAUAUUAUAAUAAUAUCAUAUAUAUUAUUUUCAAUGGUAGGGGGAAGAUUUUAUUUGAGCUCUGUUUUGGGUUUCCACCAACUUUUAAGCAGAAUGUCUGUCUCAAAAUGGCUCACUAUGCUCAUUAGAUAGUCACUAGCUUUGUCAGCUGUGUGUUGUUCACUGGGUAGUAUAUAGUGGGUAGAUAGGGGAUUAAGAGAAAAGUUAAACCCUAAACCUAAACUGUCCAUUAUAAACAGUUUACAGACUAGCUUCCCCGUUAAAAUGUUACCUUAGAUUUCGAGGUUUAAAGUGUUAGCUUCUCUGAUAGUCUGUUUGUUACUUCAGCCCACAUGACUACUUUAGAUAUUGGGAAUUACUCUGGUGACUUAACUGAUAGAUAUGAUGGACAAAUCUAAGGAACUAACACCAAGUUAAAGAAAAAAGUGAAAAUUCCCUGAUUGAUUGCAAAUGGUGCCCGUCGACUCUCUUCAGUUACUUGUUUGUUUUAUGGCUAACAUUAUAAAACACGUGAGGAAAAUACCUAUUUUGACGAAAGCUUUGUACAAGUUUAAACCCCACUCAAAAAUAAUCCGAUGACUAUUUAGAAUCCUGUCAAGUAUUUAAUUUUCAUUUAAAUAAUUGAUUGUGUUGUUUUCCAUUCUGAAAAAAAUACUUCCAACAGCCCUAACUGAAUGGUAUUGGACCUAAUUCAUUUAGACCACACCCUGUAGUUGUUUUAAUAAGCCAGUGUUUGUUUUUUGAAAGUUCAGAUUAAUGCCAGUAUUGUUUAUGUACAUAUUGUACACCGUCACAAAUAACAAUGACAAUUUAUUCUGUGUUCGUAGGUAUAGUGCAUGGAUAAUUUUUCUGUAAAUCAUUUUUAAAAUAUAUCUUCUGUUGUGAGAUACUCAUCAAAUUGUUAACACAAGAUAUAUUACGAACUUAAGGACGAAUGUGUACAUUGUCUAUUCAGAUGUUAUUAAUAAAUAUUUCUAUAUAUAG